CCAGGACGUGUGCUCGAGGCCGACCUAGACGCUGACAGGGACCUCUGGCGGCCAGGAUGGCGUACGGCCGACGCCGCUGCGCCCGAGCCACCCAGGCCAGCAUACGAUGCAGAAGGGCGCCGAUGGCUGCUGAGUUCCUCCGGCCCAGGCUCCCCGUGGUGCAAAUGAGCGAGAAAGGAGCGCAAGCGCGUGCGGCGUGCCCGAGCAUGAGUACCUCUGGCGGCUGCGUGAGCGGGCUCGGCUGCGAGCCGCGCAUGAGGCGCUGUCCAGCUGUCUCGUCGCAGCGUGUUUUCGAGGCGCCGCGCAGCCAGAAUUACGUUUUGCGACUCCCCAUUCUCUCUCUCCCUCUCUCUCUUUCUCUCUUCCUCCUUCUCCCUUGAACUGCAGUUCCUGCAUGGUUGUGCCGACA
Molecule: messenger RNA, 409 nt
Organism: Prorocentrum cordatum
Lineage: Eukaryota; Dinophyceae; Prorocentrales; Prorocentraceae
Source: the annotation of a GenBank genome assembly